Messenger RNA from Lachancea lanzarotensis, 1794 nucleotides. It is a transcript of the gene GAP1, whose product is annotated as LALA0S01e01706g1_1. The coding region runs from base 1 to 1794 and encodes 597 amino acids. Lineage: Eukaryota; Fungi; Ascomycota; Saccharomycetes; Saccharomycetales; Saccharomycetaceae. The record is from RefSeq and is a predicted model, not a curated record. Gene Ontology annotation, molecular function: amino acid transmembrane transporter activity. The transcript has a single exon. Gene Ontology annotation, biological process: amino acid transmembrane transport. Gene Ontology annotation, cellular component: membrane.
AUGUCGGAAGACAAGAAAAACUUUGUAUACGCGCAGGAAGAAGGCUACCAGGGCGAUGGUACGCACUCGUACGAUACCUCCGCCGAGUCCAACAAGGCCGGUGCCCAGAAUGGAACGUCGUCCAAGUCGGGUUCCGCCUGGCAGGACUUCAAAGACAGCUUCAAACAGGUGCCGGUCGAAGAACUCGACCCAAACCUCACGCCAGCUGAAAGAACAGCCAUCGCAACGGCUAGAUCUCCAUUGCAACGUCAUCUUAAGAACAGACACUUGCAAAUGAUUGCCAUUGGUGGUGCCAUCGGUACCGGGUUGUUCGUGGGGUCCGGAACGGCCCUUAGAACUGCCGGUCCUGCCGGUAUCUUGAUCGGCUGGGGUCUCACAGGUACUAUGAUCUACUGUAUGGUGAUGUCCGCCGGUGAGAUGGCCGUGGCAUACCCGGUGUCUGGUGGUUUCACGACGUUUGCUACACGUUUCGUGGACGAGUCUUUCGGUUUCGCUGUCAACUACAACUAUAUGCUUCAGUGGCUGGUGGUGCUGCCAUUAGAAAUUGUGGCCGCGUCGAUCACGGUCAACUUUUGGGGAACUCCACCCAAGUAUCGCGACGGUUUCGUUGCGUUGUUUUACGUCGUCAUUGUGCUCAUCAAUAUGUUUGGUGUCAAAGGUUACGGUGAGGCCGAAUUUAUCUUUUCGUUCAUCAAGGUGGUCACCGUGAUCGGGUUCAUCAUUCUGGGUGUCAUUUUGGUUUGUGGUGGUGGCCCUCACGGUCAUUACAUCGGAGGUACCACCUGGCACACUCCCGGUGCGUUGGUCGGUGACAGUGCAGGCCAACGGUUCAAGGGUGUAUGUACAGUGUUUGUGACCGCUGCUUUCUCUUUCGCCGGUUCAGAACUUGUCGGUUUGGCAUCUGCCGAAACGGAAAACCCAAGAAAGGCGCUGCCUAGUGCCUCCAAACAGGUUUUCUGGAGAGUCUCGCUAUUCUACAUCAUCUCGCUGUGUUUGAUCGGUUUGCUCGUUCCUUACAACGACGCAAGACUAAUUGGUGCAUCGUCCGUGGACGCUGCUGCUUCCCCAUUUGUGAUCGCUAUCAAGAACCACGGAAUCAGUGGUCUUCCAAGUGUUAUCAACGUGGUCAUCUUGAUUUCCGUGCUAUCGGUAGGUAACUCUGCCGUUUUCGCUUGCUCCAGAUCCAUCACCGCUUUGGCCGAGCAGGGCUCGCUUCCUAAAGUUUUCGCAUACGUCGACAGAAAGGGUAGACCACUUGUGGGUAUUGCUGUGACCUGUACUUUUGGUCUGCUAUGUUUCAUUGCGCAAUCCGACAAAGAAGGCGAUGUUUUCAACUGGUUGCUGGCGCUAUCGGGUUUGUCGUCUCUGUUCACCUGGUUUGGUAUCUGUCUGUGCCAUCUCCGCUUUAGAAGAGCUCUUGCUGCGCAAGGUCGCUCCACCGAUGAGCUGGCCUUCGCGUCUACCGUGGGCGUGUGGGGGUCUGGUUACGGUGCUGGUCUAAUUCUACUGGUGCUUAUUGCCCAAUUCUGGGUUGCCGUGUGGCCUCCUGGAGAUGCCCCUAGUGCUGAGGCCUUUUUCGAAGCCUACUUGUCCUUCCCAGUUCUUUUGGCCUUUUACGUUGGCCACAAGCUAUGGAAACGUAACUGGAAGCUAUUUAUUAGAGCCAAGGACAUCGACAUUGACACCGGUAGAAGAGUGGUGGAUAUCGACACUUUGAGACAAGAAGUGGCCGAAGAAAAAGCUGUUUUGAAAUCCAAGCCCUUCUACUACCGUACAUGGAAGUUCUGGUGUUGA